Drosophila novamexicana is the source of this 2480-nucleotide messenger RNA. It is a transcript of the gene Papss, whose product is annotated as bifunctional 3'-phosphoadenosine 5'-phosphosulfate synthase. The coding region runs from base 120 to 2075 and encodes 651 amino acids. The record is from RefSeq and is a predicted model, not a curated record. Gene Ontology annotation, biological process: 3'-phosphoadenosine 5'-phosphosulfate biosynthetic process; sulfate assimilation. The transcript is spliced from 4 exons. Gene Ontology annotation, molecular function: adenylylsulfate kinase activity; sulfate adenylyltransferase (ATP) activity; ATP binding. Lineage: Eukaryota; Metazoa; Arthropoda; Insecta; Diptera; Drosophilidae.
CAGCGGGUUUUUUUUAGUUGUUUUUUAUAACGAAAACUCUCACUUGUUUAAUUAUCAGAGACUCGUCUGCUGUGUUGCGCUUUCUUUUUGUGCGAUAUUUGCUUAAGACUCUGCGGAAAAUGUUUACAAAACGCGCCAAUUUGCUUCAAGCGGCCCAUAACAAUAACAACAAUAACAAUAACAAUAACAAAUGUUGUCUGUUAAAUCAUGAAAAGUGCAGCGAUUUGUGCCUCCAGGUCGCAACGAAUGUGACCGAACAGAAGCAUCAUGUCACCCGGGAGACGCGCGGCCGAAAUCUGGGCCUGUGCCGCGGCUUCAGGGGCUGCACCGUCUGGCUAACAGGUCUCAGUGGCGCGGGCAAAACAUCGAUUGCCUUUGAGCUGGAGGCGUAUCUGGUCUCUAGGGGCAUACCCGCUUAUGGUUUGGAUGGCGACAAUAUACGCACCGGCUUGAAUAAGAAUCUUGGCUUUACGCCCGCCGAUCGCGAGGAGAAUAUACGGCGUGUGGGCGAGGUGGCCAAACUGUUUGCAGACAGCGGCGUCGUCGCAAUCUGCAGCUUUGUGUCGCCUUUUGCAGACGAUCGCGAGAUGGCGCGCAAGAUACACAAAGAUGCUGGCCUGAAGUUCUACGAAAUCUUCGUGGAUACGCCGUUGUCUGUGUGUGAGACACGCGAUGUCAAGGGUCUGUACAAAAAGGCGCGUGAGGGCGUCAUCAAGGGCUUUACGGGCAUCACGCAGGAAUAUGAGCGGCCGCAGCAUCCCGAGUUGGUGGUCAGCACGGAUGACUGCACGGUGCGAGAGUCUACGCAAAAGCUGGUCGCGCUGCUGGAGCAGGAGGGCAUCAUACCGCGAUCUCUGCGGGAUGUCGAUUUGCUGCCAGAGCUGUAUCCCAGCGAGGACAGCGAAGUGCAGGCCCUGCGCGAGGAGGCCGAGUCGCUGCCGUCUCUGUCGAUAAGCACAGUGGAGCUGCAAUGGGUGCAGGUGCUGUCUGAGGGCUGGGCAUAUCCACUGCGCGGCUUCAUGCGCGAAGACGAGUAUUUGCAAACGUUGCAUUUCAACACGCUGCAAAGUGGUUUGGACGUUUCCUAUCGCGAGAACCACUCGGUGCCCAUUGUACUGAGCGCCACUGCGGCGGACAAGGGGCGCCUGGAGGGCGUGCAAGCCCUGACGUUGCAGCACGAGGGCCAAUCGGUAGCUAUUUUGCGUCGCCCUGAGUUCUAUUACCAGCGCAAGGAGGAACGUCUGGCCCGACAGUUUGGUACCAGCAAUCCGAAUCAUCCGUAUAGCAAACAGGUGUACGAGUCCGGCGAAUAUCUGGUCGGUGGCGAGCUGGCGGUCAUCGAGCGCAUACGCUGGAAGGAUGGACUCGAUCAGUAUCGGCUGACGCCGAACGAGCUGCGCUGUCGGUUCAAGGAGCUCAAUGCGGAUGCCAUUUUUGCCUUUCAGCUGCGCAAUCCCAUACACAACGGUCAUGCGCUGCUGAUGCAGGACACCAAGCGGCAGCUGUUGGAGCGCGGCUUCAAGCAGCCGGUGCUGCUGCUCCAUCCACUUGGCGGUUGGACCAAGGACGAUGAUGUGCCGCUGCAGGUGCGCAUGGCACAGCAUCAGGCCGUGCUCGAUGCGGGCGUACUGCGACGCGAAGACACCGUUCUGGCCAUAUUCCCAUCGCCCAUGAUGUACGCUGGUCCAACGGAAGUCCAGUGGCAUGCCAAGGCUCGAAUGAAUGCUGGCGCCAAUUUUUAUAUUGUGGGACGUGAUCCAGCUGGCAUGCCGCAUCCGGACAAGCAGGCCUAUCCCGAUGGCAACCUCUACGAUGCAACUCACGGCGCACGUGUACUGAAAAUGGCCCAAGGAUUGGACAGCAUGGAGAUACUGCCCUUCCGUGUGGCCGCAUAUGAUAAGACUGCCAGCCGCAUGGCCUUCUUUGAGCCGCAACGCAAGGACGAUUUUGAGUUCAUUUCGGGCACCAAAAUGCGUACACUAGCCAAAACCGGCGCCAGUCCGCCCAACGGCUUUAUGGAGCCGCAGGCCUGGAAAAUACUCGCCACUUACUAUCAAAAUCUGCCGCAGGCGUAACCGACAGCCCGUUGAUGCAACGGAGAGAAGUUCCGCACAACAAUUAGUGCAAUUCGCUUAGCUAUAUAUAUCCGUCAUGGCUUAUGUUUUACACGAUUCACAUAUUUGUAUAUAAUGUGUUUGUUGUUCAAGUAAUUUGUAUGUAUCUGAGACGCAUAUCCUAAUCCCUGUCUCGAGUCAAGUAAUGUAACCUUUGUAUCCUUAUCUAUGUGUGUGUACAUGUGAAAAUGUGUGUGUUUUGUUCAGCUACAUUGUUCUAAUCCAACAAUUAAUUGUAUUUACAUUUAAGUUGUCCAAUUUCAUGUUAUCUUUAAGCAAAAAAUUGAUCGGUUUCUGUACUGAUUUCAACGAAAUGAUGCGCAUUUUUAAAAUACAUGCAUUUAAUAAAUGACUAUCUUAACUUUA